CUCUAAUUCAUUCGUACAAACACUCUGUUUCUGUGUUUCUUGUUCUGUCUCCAUGUUCUGCAGUUUGCAAUGUGUCAAGUGAGAAUUAACAUUUAAGGAGCUGUACGAGGACAUUAAUUGCCCUACAGCUGCAGCAGAAUUCAAAACUGUAUGGAAGUCCGGUAUUGUUAGCACGUUGGAGAAGGAUAACCAGGAUCUCAUCGAUUAUCUACGAAAGCAUACUCAGAUGCCUAGCUUUCAAUUUUACCAGUUGUGGAUGAUUUACGACAAUCUUUUCUGCAUGCUGCAACACAACGACACACAUAAAUGGCCUGAGUGGAUGAAUGCUACCUUAUUCAGCCGUUUGCAAACAUUGUACGAUGCUUCCUCUCGGAUGAAGUAUCAUACGGAGAUUUUGCGUCGUCUGCGAGGAGGUCCUUUGCUCAAAGACAUUAUUGAUCGCUUCGUUGCAAAAAGGAAUGGAGUCUUGGGUGAAAAGCCAAAGCUUUAUGCGUAUUCAGCGCAUGACACUACUCUCGCUGCUAUGCUGUCCACGUUAGGUAUAUAUCCGGAAGAUUUUCCAAAAUAUGCAACCGCGGUGUUGUUGGAGCUUCACAAAAGGGAUGGAGAGUUUGUUGUGGAGGUUCCCCUUGGGCGAAUGUGGAUAGGAGCGGGUUUGUGCCUCGCCGUAGUCUUUUGA
This is a messenger RNA of Cylicostephanus goldi, 679 nucleotides long. NCBI's taxonomy places the organism in Eukaryota, Metazoa, Nematoda, Chromadorea, Rhabditida, Strongylidae. The record is from the annotation of a GenBank genome assembly.